This is a messenger RNA of Corythoichthys intestinalis (scribbled pipefish), 2517 nucleotides long. Its product is annotated as sodium-coupled neutral amino acid transporter 3-like. The transcript is spliced from 16 exons. The record is from RefSeq and is a predicted model, not a curated record. Gene Ontology annotation, cellular component: plasma membrane. Gene Ontology annotation, molecular function: L-glutamine transmembrane transporter activity; glycine transmembrane transporter activity. The coding region runs from base 457 to 1932 and encodes 491 amino acids. Gene Ontology annotation, biological process: L-histidine transmembrane transport; L-glutamine transport; glycine transport. NCBI's taxonomy places the organism in Eukaryota, Metazoa, Chordata, Actinopteri, Syngnathiformes, Syngnathidae.
GGGAAAGGAAGAGGAGUGCCCACACGUGUGACCUCACGAGAAACUUGAUCCCAUCAUUUUCAGCGCCCCUUCUCACUCCCUGUUCCCAUAUUUGUUCCUCUCUUUCCAACCUUCCCCAGAGCCACACUCACUCGCUUCCAUUCAGGGAUCCAAAACACACUUGUCUUACGCCUGUGCCCAAAGCGUCGUUGCGGUGGCAGGACUUGACAGCGCAAACAAUUGAUUCGGAGGGUCGGCUGGACUCAACUGAGUAGGUUGGGAGAGCCAGGAGACAGAGUUCUGCGAUCAAUGCUGUCUCAUCGAAGUCUCUCUCCGAGCUCCCCCGCGCUGCUAACUUUUAUUGAGGGCUUGUUGCUGGGCAGAAUACAGUUACAACACUGUUGUCCAACGUGGCAGUUUCGAUCAGAUUUCACCUUUCAUUUCACCUCAUUUUAAGUGAUACCUUUCCAUCCAAACAUGGAAAUGGAGAAACUCUCAAAUGGUCAUGGAGCUGCUGUGCCAAUGGAUGAAGAAGUCCCACAAGAGGACCAAUUGUUCCUACAGCACAAGAACGGGAAAACAAAGACGCCCCAGUUUACCGAUUUCGAGGGUAAAACCUCCUUGGGAAUGUCUGUCUUCAACCUGAGUAACGCCAUCAUGGGCAGUGGAAUUCUGGGUCUCUCUUACGCCAUGUCCAACACAGGCAUCAUCCUUUUCCUGGUCCUGUUGAUAUGUAUCGCGUGUUUAUCCUCCUAUUCCAUCCAUCUGCUACUACGUAGUGCUGGAUUUGUGGGUAUCCGUGCCUAUGAACACCUAGGCAUGAGAGCAUUUGGACAUCCAGGAAAGAUAUUAGCAGCUGUCAUCAUAACACUCCAUAAUAUUGGAGCUAUGUCCAGCUACCUGUUCAUUGUCAAAUCCGAGUUACCGCUUGUCAUCCAGGCUUUUCGUGGCCAAGCGGAUGGGUCAGAUGAUUGGUUCAUGAAUGGAAAUUACCUCAUUCUCAUAGUCACUGUCUGUAUCAUCCUUCCGUUGGCCCUCAUGAAGCACCUUGGUUAUCUUGGUUACACAAGUGGAUUUUCUCUCUCCUGUAUGGUGUUCUUCCUCUCAGCUGUCAUUUACAAGAGAUUCCAUAUUGGGUGUCCUCUGGAGGUGUUCAGCAACCACUCUGUCACAACAGAACACUCAGGCAACAUGUGCGUCACCAAAUUUUUCACCGUCAACCAAGAGGUAAGCACAGACAGAAUGAAAUAUUGCUUCUUAAAUAACUUACUACAAAUACACAAAUGUUUGCAGACGGCAUACGCCAUCCCAAUUCUCGCAUUCGCCUUCGUAUGUCACCCUGAAGUUCUUCCCAUCUACACCGAAUUAAGAAACCCAACCAAGAGAAGAAUGCAGAAUGUUGGCAAUAUUUCCAUCCUUGGCAUGUUCAUUAUGUACUUCCUCACCGCUACAUUUGGCUAUCUGACCUUUUACGAAAACACAGAAGCAGAGCUUCUUCAUACCUACAGUAAGGUGGACCCUCUGGACACUUUGAUCCUCUGCGUGCGAUUUGCUGUCCUGAUUGCUGUCACUCUCACUGUCCCUGUGGUUCUCUUUCCUAUUCGUCGUGCCCUGCAGCAGCUUCUUUUCCCUGGAAAGCCCUUCCACUGGGUGCGUCAUGUUGUCAUCGCCCUGUGUCUGCUGUCUGUCGUCAAUCUACUGGUCAUCCUCGUGCCCAACAUUCGAGACAUCUUCGGAAUCACGGGGGCAACUACUGCUCCCAGUCUGAUCUUCAUCCUUCCCGGACUGUUCUACAUCCGUAUCAUCCCCACGGAGCAAGAGCCCAUGAACUCCAGACCAAAGAUCCAGGCCGCAUGUUUCACAGCGCUCGGCUUUAUAUUUAUGACCAUGAGUCUCACCUUCAUUGGACUUGACUGGACGAGUGGGGAAAAACGAAGUCUGGGCGGGCAUUAAAGCGCUUCCAAGCUCGACUGAAACAGCACCCUCACUUUUACGAACGGUCGUCCGCUUUCUGCUGGGUGGCUUUGACCAUCCGCUCAAGAGGACGCACCUGUUCCACCCACUCGGGACGUAUGGGCAAGUAGCGUCGGCCCGCUUACGUUGAAAACAGAAGCCGUCGCUUUGCAACUGGCCAAUCUUUACUAAAAAUUGUGAAGGAUAAUGCUCAGAAGAAAAUUGAUGUCUGCAUGCAAAAUAUUUGUAUAAUCGUCGCUUUAUGAAAUAGAGCAGAAUAAAGACAGUUAAGUCAUUGGCUGCCAUUGGCGAGGAUGGACGUCCGAUCCAUUUUAAAUUGGAUUUUGGAUCGGACGUCUAUCGCCGUCAAUGGCAGCGGAUGAGUUAGCAAGACCAAACACUCUGGGGUGAGGGAGGGGGCUUUUGAGGCCAUUUAAUGUGUUGUACAUUGUAAUACUGCAGAGCAGUAGCCUACUUCACAAAUAUUAACCUCAGUCAAAAAGCAUGGCUAUACUGUGAACCAAUUAAUGUGGUUGUGUAAAUUUAUUGUGAACUUCAUAGUUCAAUAAAUGAUAUCAAAAUGAA